Molecule: messenger RNA, 1672 nt
Organism: Symsagittifera roscoffensis
Lineage: Eukaryota; Metazoa; Xenacoelomorpha; Acoela; Convolutidae
Product: succinyl-CoA:3-ketoacid coenzyme A transferase 1, mitochondrial-like
Exons: 1
Coding region: 4-1530 (508 amino acids)
Biological process (GO): ketone body catabolic process
Cellular component (GO): mitochondrion
Molecular function (GO): succinyl-CoA:3-oxo-acid CoA-transferase activity
Source: RefSeq, a predicted model, not a curated record
GCUAUGCGUCUAACGAAUUGUCUGAGUUCACAUAUUUGUCGCAUUUGUACGUUGCAUACCCGAAACUUGACACAGAAACGAAGCAGAUCUUCCAAAUUCUGCAGUUCUCCUCUUGAAGCAGUAAAGGACGUCCAAGAUGGUAGCACGUGCAUGUUUGGUGGAUUUGGCCUUUGUGGGAUUCCAGAAAACUUGAUCAACGCGUUAAGAAAAAGCGGUGUAAAGAACUUGACCGCUGUCAGUAAUAAUUGUGGAGUUAAUGAUUUUGGGCUUGGAAUUUUACUCAUGAAUAGACAACUCAAACGUAUGAUUGCGUCAUACGUAGGAGAGAAUAAAGAGUUGGAGCGGGCUUUUUUGAACGGGGAGCUGGAGCUUGAACUUGUUCCUCAAGGAACGUUGGCUGAGAAGAUUCGCUGCGCGGGAGCUGGGAUUCCUGCUUUUUAUACCCCUACUGGCUAUGGGACCCUAAUUCACGAAGGCGGAGCACCUAUAAAAUACGCCCCUGGCGGUGGCGAAAUUAUCAUGUCAAGUGAGCCUAAGGAGUCCAAGAAAUUUGAUGAGAUCGAAUAUGUUCUGGAGAAGUCUUUGAGCGCAGAUUUCGCCUUUAUAAAAGGCUACAAAGCUGACUAUGCAGGCAAUGUUGUAUUUAGAAAAGCGACGCAGAAUUUCAAUUUGCCUAUGGCUAAAGCAGCAAGAAAAACCAUAGUAGAAGUUGAAGAAUUAGUAGAUAUCGGGGAUCUCCCUCCCGAUUUAGUCCAUUUACCUGCCGUUUACGUCGACAAAGUUCUGCAAGGGGAGCGAUACGAAAAACGAAUCGAACGCUUGAAGCUAUCAGACCCAAAUGACAAGGCAUCCGAAAAUUUGUCCGAAAGAGACGAAGUUAGGAUGAGAAUCAUCAAGCGCGCAGCACGUGAGUUUCAAGAUGGAAUGUACGCCAACUUGGGAAUAGGAAUUCCAGCGCUUGCCAGUAACUUUAUACCCAAGGGGAUGAACGUGACGUUGCACAGUGAAAAUGGAGUCUUGGGAGCCGGGCCGUUUCCAGAACCAGGCUUGGAAGAUGCAGAUCUGAUCAAUGCUGCAAAAGAAACUAUUACUGUGCUUCCUGGAGGCUCUUAUUUUUCCAGUGAUGAAUCUUUUGCAAUGGUGCGAGGCAAUCAUAUACAGCUGACAAUGCUUGGAGCUUUGCAGGUGUCCAAGUUUGGAGAUCUGGCUAACUGGAUGAUACCGGGGAAAAUGGUGAAAGGUAUGGGUGGAGCUAUGGAUUUAGUUUCGGCCACUCAAGGUCGAGUUGUGGUCACUAUGGAACAUACGAGUAAAGGAACGCAUAAGAUUUUGGACAGAUGUUCGCUUCCUUUGACAGGAAAGAAUGUGGUUGAUACUAUUAUUACGGAAAAGUGUGUAUUUAAAGUAAACAAAGAUUCCGGACUAAUUCUGAAAGAAUUGUGGCCUUCAGUCUCAAUUGAAGAUGUGAAAGAAAAUACGGGAUGCGAUUUCCAUGUAGACAGUGAAAAUUUGACAGAAAUGAUGCAGUAGAUAGCAGUGCAGUUCAAAAAUAAUUUAUCUGUGAGGUAUAAAUCACAAGUAUUAGUUAGUAUACAUGAGGUGAAAUAAUAAAUAUACCUGACCAGCUUUAUUCAUCUUAGUUUAUUCAUCUUAAUUUAUUUUUUCAAAAGUG